GGAAAAGGCUCAAAAAGAGACGCGAAAUCGACAAACGCACGUUGCACAGUCGAUUCAGAAAACCAACAAUACCAAGAAAGAAACCAGUUUUCAAGACAGAAUCAAGUGAAACGGUUGAAACAUGUCCAUCGGAGUACCCAUCAAGGUCCUGCAUGAGGCCGAGGGUCACAUCGUGACCUGUGAGACCAACACUGGAGAGGUGUACAGAGGCAAGCUCAUAGAGGCUGAGGACAACAUGAACUGCCAGAUGUCUAAUAUCACUGUGACUUACCGUGAUGGCCGGGUGGCACAGUUGGAGCAAGUGUACAUCCGUGGCAGCAAGAUCCGCUUCCUUAUCUUACCUGACAUGUUAAAGAAUGCUCCGAUGUUAAAGAGUAUGAAGAACAAGAACCAGGGAUCAGGCGCAGGAAGGGGCAAGGCGGCAAUUCUCAAAGCACAAGUGGCUGCAAGGGGCCGAGGCCGUGGUGGAAUGGGAAGAGGCAACAUCUUCCAGAAGAGGCGAUAACUUGUCCAGCUAUCUUAGAAUUGUCCAUUGUAUAGUCUUGUUUUUUCUUUUUUGAUUUGUCUUUUUGAUUGGAUAUGUUUUGUUUCCAGUCUUAUGCUUUGCAUUUUUUAAUGAAAAUAAACACAUUUUCAAUUUGCA
Scomber scombrus (Atlantic mackerel) is the source of this 643-nucleotide messenger RNA. RefSeq names its product small nuclear ribonucleoprotein Sm D3. Lineage: Eukaryota; Metazoa; Chordata; Actinopteri; Scombriformes; Scombridae. The transcript has 4 exons. Gene Ontology annotation, biological process: spliceosomal snRNP assembly; RNA processing. Gene Ontology annotation, molecular function: RNA binding. The coding region runs from base 122 to 505 and encodes 127 amino acids. Gene Ontology annotation, cellular component: pICln-Sm protein complex; U2 snRNP; precatalytic spliceosome. The record is from RefSeq and is a predicted model, not a curated record.